Molecule: messenger RNA, 916 nt
Organism: Entrophospora sp. SA101
Lineage: Eukaryota; Fungi; Glomeromycota; Glomeromycetes; Entrophosporales; Entrophosporaceae
Source: the annotation of a GenBank genome assembly
AUGUCUGUUGAUGAUUUAUCAACUGUGGAAGAAUGGAUCAACACAAAAGAUGGUGUUCCAUUAUACACUAAAACAUGGAAGUCAGUGAGUGAAUCGCCAGUAGCAACUGUGGUAUUUUUGCAUGGUUUUGGUGAACAUAUAAAUCGAUAUAAUCAUGUAUUUGAAAAGUUUCAAUUAAAGAACAUCGAAGUUUAUGCAUUUGAUCAACGUGGUUUUGGUAAUACUGCUGUAAAAAAUAAAAAUCCUGGUAUUAGUGGUGGUUGGAAAGUUUCUAUGGUUGAUAUAACAGAAGCUUUGAUUAGAAAAAGAAGAAAAGGCACACCACAAUUCUUAUUUGGUCAUAGUAUGGGGGGUGCUCUAGCGUUAAAUUAUGCUUGUGAAGGAUCAGAAAAAAAUAAUUUAGCUGGUGUAAUUUCAUCUUCACCUUUGGUAAGUCAAGCUGUCCAAACAAAAUCCUCACCAUCAGUUGUGACAAUUGGUAGUGCUCUUAGUAGAAUUUUACCAGGUUUGACCAUACCUGUCGAUUUGAAUUCGAACUAUCUUAGUAAAGAUCCUGGAGUAGUGGAAAGUUAUUCAAAUGACCCUUUAGUUCAUGUAAUCGCUAUUAAUGAUAUGUUAAAAGGUGGAGAAUAUAUUUUAAAAAAUAAUUAUAAGAAUAUAACAAUCCCAAUUUAUAUUUCUCAUGGGUCUGGUGAUCUAAUUACUUGUCCUAAUACUUCAAAACAGUUGUAUGAAAAGAUUCCAGCAACUGACAAAACUUUCCACGAAUGGCCCGGAUGUUAUCAUGAACCACACAAUGAACCUGAAAAAGAUCAAGUGAUUGAAGGUUGGAUUCAAUGGAUUCUUGAUCAUGCUAAGAAUGGUCACACCGAAGACAGUCAAACAACUCAAACUAUUCAAAGUACUAUGAACGUUG